AUGAAGACUCUAGAGAUGAAGACAUUUACCUGGUCCUUUGAUCAUGUUGAGAAGGCGAAAUCUGCAGUUGCUUUCCUUCAGGACCUCAACCUAUCAUCAUUUGAUCUUGUUAUCACUAUUGAUGAGGUAGACAGUCCUUCCUGGGUUCACAAUUUUGAUAUUUACAACUACAUCGAGAAUGCCCCGUGUAAAGUCCAUGACAUCUUCCCCAUUCAUCCGGAAAAUCGGACUAUGUCAACCAAAAAUCGGUUCAUUGAUUGCUGUACCAAGCUCGGGGAAGAGCUGUAUCUCCAUCCCUCAUUGGAAGCUCUCCAUACCUGCGACGAUUUUGCUCGUCCGAGCGCUCUACAAACCGCAUCGAGGUGCCAUGAUUGUGCGGAAGGAAUGGACUAUGACGACCAAUCCCCACCUCCGGAGUCCAUAGCUUCCUAUCCAUUCGACAGCUCUGAUGCCACCUCCGACAUCGUCCUCUUGUCCUCGGACAAAAUCCACUUCUACUGCCACAAAGUCAUCCUCUCCCUCUCCUCCCCAUACUUUAAAGAAAAGUUCACUAUACCCACAGGGUACGUUGAUGCGGCUCCCAUCCUAUUCAUGAGCGAAGACAGCAAAGUCCUCGACAAAAUCCUUCGCUUCUGCUACCCCGCCGUCGACCCCAGGUUCGAGAGCCUCUCCGAGUUUUAUCAGGUCAUCACAGUUAUGGUCGAUAAGUUCUCCAUGCGUGAUGUUGCCAGACGGGCUCGAGGCGAAUUGCGUAGGUAUGCGAGUUCUGAGCCUCUGCGCGUCUUCGCUAUCGCAUACGCUAUGCAAUGGAAUGAAGAGGCGGCAGAGGCAGCUGGGUGCGUACUCAACCGGCCCUUGUUGGCUCUCGACGAUCAGGAUAUCCCCGAGCUCGAUAUUCUCCCCUCACCUCGUGUCCUCUAUCGUUUGUUCAAAACAUACCGGACGCGACUUGACGCCGUGGGUCAGGCAGCGAGUAGAUGCGAUGAUGAUGCUAUACUUGGCGUGCUCAACGGGGUUGUGUGUCCUGAUCAUGACUCGAUUCCUGAUCCUGAGGGCGCACCUACGAAAACGUGGUUCGUGAGGUACUGUACGUCAGUUCAGGAAACGUUGAGCCACGAGCCUUCGUUAGAGACGCUAUUUACCUGCGACGAACGGGCUAGGCCGCUUGCCGAGCGUACGGCUUCCUCGUGUAUGCAUUGCUCGCAGCUCGACCUAGAGGGAUUGUUUCGGAAUUGUAUUCCUUAUAUUUACUUGGGCAAUAUCAAAAAGGCUCUGAAGAUGGUAUGGAUCCGUGAGCAUUUUCCACCGGACGAUGCCCUUUUCAAUAUGAUUCAUAUGACCGUCGAGAAACCCCUGAACAAUGAUUCUUCCUUGCGGUACAAACACCUUUGCUACUUACUAUCACAGAGUCUUAGAGACCGUCGUGAACUCUCCAGUAUGAUGCUUUCUUCAGACAUAAGCAAUCAUUACGAUUCGGUCGCCUCUCAUCCUUCUGAUGAUGCGCACUUUACAGCAUCCGACGUCAUCCUUGUUUCGUCAGACAGAGUCGCCUUCCACACCCACAAACCUAUCCUUUCGCUCGCCUCACCCUUCUUCAAGGAUAUGUUCACCUUGCCGCAGUCCGUUAUGACCACGAACAGGCCUGUCGUCAAUAUGGCCGAGGACAGUGAAAUGCUUGACAAGAUUCUCCGCUUCUGCUAUCCCACAGUCGAUCCGUCGUUCACGAGUCUGGCAGAGCUAUUCUGCGUCCUAACUAUCAUGGUCAAGAAAUAUCUGAUGGAUGACGUAGCUAAACGUGCACGUAACAUACUUCGCAAAUACGCUCAAGAGGAGCCCUUACGAGUUUUUCAGUAA
Messenger RNA from Guyanagaster necrorhizus, 1854 nucleotides. RefSeq lists its product as uncharacterized. Gene Ontology annotation, molecular function: protein binding. The transcript has 5 exons. Lineage: Eukaryota; Fungi; Basidiomycota; Agaricomycetes; Agaricales; Physalacriaceae. Bases 1 to 1854 code for a protein of 617 amino acids. The record is from RefSeq and is a predicted model, not a curated record.